AAUGAAUACACUAACCAGCUGCGCGCUACAGACAAGGAGCACCCGCUCGCGGGCGCGGUGAUAUGCUUCACCUCUGUUCCAAUGGAGAAAAAGACUCAGCUCGCCAACGCUGCGAAAGAAAUGGGCGCCAUUGAACGACCCGAUCUUACCUCCGAAGUCACCCACCUCUUUGUUGGAUCGACCGACUCUGCGAAGUAUCAAUUUGUCGCGCGUGAAAGAAACGAUGUCCUCGUUCUCCAGCCGGGAUGGAUCGAAGCUGUGCGCGAGUUAUGGAUGCAGGGAGAAGACUUCGACAUUCAAGCCUUGGAAAAAGAGCACAAGAUACCUGCUUUCUUUGGUCUUACGCUCUGUAUCACCGGAUUUUCGGAUAUGGGGCUUCGGACGAAGAUGAAUGAUAUUGCCAUGGUGAACGGCGCAGAGUUCAGGAAAGACUUGACCAAAAGCGUUACACAUCUCGUGGCACGGACUGCGGAGGGAGAGAAAUACAAGUUCGCAACACAGUGGGGAAUCAAGGUCGUCGCAGAAAAGUGGUUUCACGACUGCGUUGAGCGUGGAAUGAUCCUUGACGAAGAGAAAUAUCACCCACUGAUGCCAAUGGACGAACAAGGUAUUGGGGCAUGGAUUCGACCUUCGCUCACAGCAGACGGUCAACCAGGGAAACCAAGACCUGCUCCUGGAGGUUCAUCAGAUAAUCGACCAAGGAAAAAGCUACGGAGAACCGCUAGUACGAAACUUAUUGGUCAAAACGAGAAUAUCUGGGGCGAUAUCAUUGGGGCUGGUUUCAUGAAUACCGAGACGAACGAGCAAGUUAAUAACGAUGACAACGAAGAAAUGGAUUCACCUCCAAGAAAGCCCGUUAUCCAAGCAGCCAAAUCCUUUGCGAGUGAGUCGGCUUUUGGGGAUUCCAUGGAGAAAAGUCAGCGAACGAUGGCACCCAAGGCCCCGGAGGGCUUCCUCAGCGGCUCCUAUAUCUAUCUUCAUGGGUUUUCUUCCAAACAUGUAGGAAUUCUGCACCGCCAUCUUGAUUCCAAUGGAGCUCAAUGCGUAGAGUCACUGGCCGAGUUCUCUCGCCCGAGUAUCCCAAAGACGGGCCAGGGUCUUUACAUUAUGGUCCCAUACCAAACUCCGAGAAAAGAAGUUCCAUCAACAGAUGACAUGGCCUUUGAAUGCGACGUUGUGACAGACAUGUGGCUAGAGAAGUGCCUACACGCACGUAAACUAGUUCCUCCUGAAUCUCACAUCGCCAGCACGCCAUUCCCCAAAUUUCCAAUUCCAGGACUUCCCGGAAUGCGAGUAUGCUCAACUGGAUUCGGUGGAAUUGAUCUUCUUCACCUCUCCAAACUGGUCAAUCUGAUGGGAGCGAAGUACGACGAGGUUCUGACGCAGCAGGCAUCUGUUCUUAUUUGCAAUGACCCCCAGACUGCAAGUGUGGACAAACUGCGGCACACCAGGGAAUGGGGUGUCCCAGCAGUCUCUGCAGAUUGGCUUUGGAUAUCUAUCAAAUCCGGUCAGAAAAAGCCCUUCGACGCAUACCUCGUACGAAAGCGGACAUCUCAACCAAGACUCAGCGAAGAAAGACCUGGUGCUGCAUUUGCCAGCGAGGCCAAUGAUCAAGAGAGCGACAACGCAAACGACGCAAAAGCACAAAGCUCGAAAGAGUCUACCCAUAGCAAGACACCUGAAAACUUGCAAGUAGCAAAGCAGAAUCGGAACCGAAUUAUGCCUAUAAUUGAUGAUGGCUUCUCAAACGACGCAGAAAAUGAUGCACCAAUGCCCUCUAUCCCAGAAUCUCGAUCUCCAACCCCAAAUACGACAGAAAACAACCAAACGGAGGAAGAGUCUACCUCUGAACAACCACAAGAAAGCCCAGCAAAGCCCGCUGCACCAUCUGCGCUGGACACUGCGCUCAAAGGACUGCUCCAACAAGCACAAGCCGCAAAAUCCCGGCAACAAAAAGAAGGCUCAGCCACAACAACAGAUGAGGACGGGUUUCCACACCGCAGAAAACGGAAACCCCUUCUAGGCCGUGCUAUAUCCCACUCAUCCACUAAACUACUCGACAACCCCGCUGCACCAUCCAGAGCUAGUUCCAUAGAUACCCUCAACGACGACGGUCUAGGAGCACCAUUGGACAGCGGCGAUCCAACACGAGAUAAUUCCCUAUCUCGUACAAACAGUCGCAUCAACGACCAAAGUCUCUCCUCGAUGUUUAGCGGUGGUGGCGGGAAAUUUGAUUUCUUAGCUGAUAAGCAGCCCUUACUUAACGGGAAUGAGGAAGACGAAGAGAAUACCGUGCCCCAGAUGACACAGCUGGAUUACGAGGAUGCCGAUGCAGCUGCUAUGCGCGCUGAAUUCUUGCGUGAUGCUGGAAAGUUACCUAGUAAGUCUAAAGAGGCUGAUACUGGGAUGUUACUUGGGGAAGCAAGGGAAUUAGAGGAUGUUGGUUGGGGAUCUAGACGGAGGACGAGGAAACAUCCCAGGAGCGAGGAUUGA
Messenger RNA from Penicillium malachiteum, 2493 nucleotides. RefSeq lists its product as uncharacterized. The annotation marks the transcript as partial. Lineage: Eukaryota; Fungi; Ascomycota; Eurotiomycetes; Eurotiales; Aspergillaceae. Gene Ontology annotation, biological process: DNA replication initiation; mitotic DNA replication checkpoint signaling; mitotic G2 DNA damage checkpoint signaling. The transcript has 4 exons. The record is from RefSeq and is a predicted model, not a curated record.